AUGAUAAGAGGAAUUGUACCAACGACAUUGGGUAAUGCUUCUUUCAUUAGAAAAUUAGGACUGAGAUGGAAAUCCAAGUCAGUUUCAUCGUCUAGAUGGUUAAAUCGCCAAAAAAAAGAUUCGCAUACGAAGGAAUCCAAAUUGCAGAACUUUAGGUCAAGGGCAGCAUUCAAAUUGAUCGAGAUUGAUGAUAAAUACAGAUUAUUCAAUAGAAAGUCCAAAAAUAUAGUGGAUUUAGGCUUUGCGCCUGGCGCAUGGACUCAAGUUGCGAUUGAACGUACCAAAUCUUUGAACAUUAAUGCUAAUAUAAUAGGCGUUGACUUAAUCAAUUGUAGCCCUCCCGAAGGAGCAAGCUUCAUACAAGGAAAUAUAUUGUCGAAACAGACACAUAACAAUAUUAAAGAAUUCUUUAAUAAUAAUAAAAACCACAGUGAAUGUGAAGAAAAACCUGUUGACUUAAUAAUAAGCGACAUGAUGGCUAACACGUCUGGCAUCAAGGAUAACGACCAUUAUGCUAGUAUGGAGUUAUGUGAUGGGGCAUUGAUACUAGCGAGUGCGUUAUUGAAUAAGAAUGGCAGCAUGGUAAUGAAAUUUUAUACCGGAAAGGAAGAUAGUUUACUAAAAGAGAAGUUACAAAAAAUGUUUCAUAAAGUAUUCAAAAUGAAGCCUUCAGCGUGCAGGGAUGAACUGAGAGAAAUGUAUUACAUUGGAGUAAGGAAAAAGAAUAAUACUAUAGAUACUUCUGAUCUAUUUAGUUAA
Debaryomyces hansenii CBS767 is the source of this 759-nucleotide messenger RNA. Its product is annotated as 21S rRNA (uridine2791-2'-O) methyltransferase. Gene Ontology annotation, cellular component: mitochondrion. Lineage: Eukaryota; Fungi; Ascomycota; Pichiomycetes; Serinales; Debaryomycetaceae. The coding region runs from base 1 to 759 and encodes 252 amino acids. Gene Ontology annotation, molecular function: rRNA (uridine-2'-O-ribose)-methyltransferase activity. Gene Ontology annotation, biological process: RNA methylation. The record is from RefSeq and is a predicted model, not a curated record. The transcript has a single exon.